Cucurbita pepo subsp. pepo (vegetable marrow) is the source of this 1595-nucleotide messenger RNA. Its product is annotated as grpE protein homolog 2, mitochondrial. Gene Ontology annotation, biological process: protein folding; protein import into mitochondrial matrix. Gene Ontology annotation, molecular function: protein homodimerization activity; adenyl-nucleotide exchange factor activity; protein-folding chaperone binding. NCBI's taxonomy places the organism in Eukaryota, Viridiplantae, Streptophyta, Magnoliopsida, Cucurbitales, Cucurbitaceae. The record is from RefSeq and is a predicted model, not a curated record. Gene Ontology annotation, cellular component: PAM complex, Tim23 associated import motor.
ACAACCGGCCUCACUAGGUGGAGGGCAAAUAUGUGAAGUCCAAAAUCACCGGUAGCCUUUAUUCCGACCUGCCGCCUUCAUUCCCAACAUUUUUCUCCUCUCGUCGGAACUCCCGCCGUUGCAUCUCUGUAAUUUUGAAGCAUUUGACUUCGUUUUCCAUUUCACCGUUCCGGUAUUCAACUUCUUCUCCUCAAUGUCCUCCUCGAGCAUCCUCUUCCGAGCUUCCAGGAGCCUGCACCGGAGCUCGCCGAUCCUCAUUGGCAACCAAUCACAGAACUGCCGAACUUUUCCGAUUCUCUACAGGCAAUUUCACGGUCUCGUUGAUGAGAUCUCCGGCAAGGUUGAGGUUCUUAAGCCGUGUUUUCAAGGCUUCCUCUUCCAGUCUGCUCCAGUUCAUGUGUCUCUACUAAAUCAUAUAGUCUUCAAUCCUUUCCCCUUCCAAAGAUUUGGAUUAUCCUCUACUGCUUCCCAUGAAUCUUCUGAAAAUGAAGAGAGGAGUGCAAAACAAGGUACUGUGAAUUCUGAAGUGUCUAACCAAGCAGAGGAAUUGAGUUCUACAACGGAUUCCCAUUCCACCAAGUCAAAAUCAAGACGACAGAGAAGGCGGACAAUAAGAACUGCAUUUUCCAAUUCGGAUUCUGAGAGCGACGAACAACCUUCCAUGGAUGAUCUAGUUAAAUCACUGACACGAAAGGAAGAGCUUCUGAAGUCUAAGCACAAAGAGAUUGAGAAAAUGCAAGAGAAAGUCCUCUGUUCUUAUGCAGAAAUGGAGAAUGUUAUGGACAGGACAAAACGUGAAGCAGAGAAUUCAAAGAAGUUUGCCAUUCAGAAUUUUGCAAAGAGUUUGCUUGAUGUUGCUGACAACUUGGGAAGAGCUUCAUCUGUUGUUAAAGACAGUUUCUCAAAAAUUGAUGAAUCUGAAGAUCCAAGUGGAGCCGUAGCUCUUCUAAAAACCCUUUUAGAAGGGGUUGAUAUGACUGAGAAACAGCUUAUGGAGGUAUUUAAGAAGUCGGGGGUCGAGAAAUUCGACCCUACAAGCGAGCCAUUUGACCCGCAUAAGCAUUAUGCUGUAUUCCAAAUACCGGAUGGAUCUAAGCCAGACGGCACUGUGGCUGUUGUGCUGAAGUCUGGAUAUAUGCUACAUGAUCGAGUUCUUCGGCCAGCCGAGGUUGGUGUGACUCAAGCAGUGGAAGAUAAUUAGACCGAUUAAUGUCUAAAGAUACUGAAGCUGCUAUGGCAGGCUCCCAAAAACAAGAACAAGAACAAGAACAAGAACAUGGUGUUUGAGGUGCAAACAACCAUUCUAUCUUUCCAAUUGAAUUAGAACUUAUUUUUCUUUUGUUAAAAAGAAUAGCAUUGAGUUAUUCAUAUACAUACCCACCAUAUGUGGUGCUUAAGACAUUGUUACAAGCAAGCUUCAUGUUUAAGGGGUCAAGGACAGAAGUCAUUCCCAAGAUUAUCUACAUGUUCAAGCCAAAAACCCGGAUUAACGAUGGUGCACGAGGGUUUCUAGCCAGUGCGACCAUCUCGAGAUGUAAUCAAAACCCCUUGUGAGAUCCCACAUCGGUUGGGAGGGGAACAAAGCAUUUUUUAAA